Molecule: messenger RNA, 630 nt
Organism: Saccostrea cuccullata (small rock oyster)
Lineage: Eukaryota; Metazoa; Mollusca; Bivalvia; Ostreida; Ostreidae
Exons: 3
Coding region: 1-630 (209 amino acids)
Biological process (GO): double-strand break repair via homologous recombination
Cellular component (GO): site of double-strand break; Smc5-Smc6 complex; nucleus
Molecular function (GO): damaged DNA binding; single-stranded DNA binding
Source: RefSeq, a predicted model, not a curated record
AUGAAUAAAGAAGAUAUGGCCAUCUUGACCACCAGGUUAGAAAGCAUAGUGAACACACUGAAUAAGAUUCAAGAGGAACAAGAUCAAUUUGAAGAGAGGGUAGCGACUGACUUGGGUUACUUAAAAAAUAAAUUACCCCGGAUGGAUUUGAAAGUCAACAAACUACAAGGGACCCCGGAUCAAGAAGGAAAGUCCCCAGAAAUUCCUACGAACACCCGAGAGGAAUUAACGGCUAUCCUGGACCAAUUUAACAUCCAAGUGGACAAUCCUGUGGCCAUUCUGAAUCAGGACACCAGCCGUAACUUUCUCAACUCAAAAUCACCACAAGACAGAUACAAGACCGGCAAACCAUUAUAUCAUGAACCUGUCUACAUCACUGAGAACAGGAAUGGAGACAUUGUUGUGUCUGAUAUAGGAAAGGGUGUGGUGGUCACAGACCGUGACGGAAAAUAUCGUUUCACUUACACAGGACCACCAGAAGGAUUGUCAUUAUUUAUGCCUUGUGGAGCCUGUGUAGAUGCAUUCUUAAAUAUCCUGAUUUGUGGUCGACUAGACCAAACACUACAAAUGAUUAUCAGGGACGGUCUCCUACUGUCAAAUCUACCAACAAGACAAGAUGGAAUGGUUUAG